Messenger RNA from Micropterus dolomieu (smallmouth bass), 6744 nucleotides. It is a transcript of the gene kdm4aa, whose product is annotated as lysine (K)-specific demethylase 4A, genome duplicate a. NCBI's taxonomy places the organism in Eukaryota, Metazoa, Chordata, Actinopteri, Centrarchiformes, Centrarchidae. Bases 196 to 3510 code for a protein of 1104 amino acids. Gene Ontology annotation, cellular component: nucleus. Gene Ontology annotation, biological process: chromatin remodeling. The record is from RefSeq and is a predicted model, not a curated record. Gene Ontology annotation, molecular function: histone H3K9 demethylase activity; histone H3K36 demethylase activity. The transcript is spliced from 23 exons.
GGUUGGCGGACUACGGAAGCACCUCCCGCUGAGCUCCAUGUAAACAAACACACACUGGGCAUGCGUCACUGGAGAAAUGGAGGACUGUCUUUGCUACCCGGACUGAUGAUGUCUGUAUUUCUACUCUACUACCUGUGAUCUGAGAAAAUAACAACUCGUUAACAUUUCAGUGUGAGUUUAGGUCAAAAUCCCAGGAUGACCACAGACAUGCCAGCCCAAAGCUUGGGCUCGAGGAUAAUGACUUUCACCCCCUCCAAAGAGGAGUUCAAGGACUUCAGCCGGUACAUUGCAUAUAUGGAGUCGCAAGGAGCACACAAAGCUGGAAUGGUGAAAGUUAUUCCACCUAAAGGCUGGAAACCUAGACGAACAUACGAUGAUAUCGAUGACCUAGUGAUUCCCGCUCCCAUUCAGCAGGUGGUGACCGGCCAGUCAGGACUGUUCACACAGUACAACAUCCAGAAGAAGCCCAUGACCGUCAACGAGUUCCGCAAGACCUCCAACAUGGACAAGUUCUGCAAUCCCCGAUAUGUGGAUUUUGAGGAGCUGGAGAGGAAGUUUUGGAAGAACCUGACCUUUAACCCACCACUUUAUGGUGCCGAUGUCAGUGGAUCGCUGUAUGAUCCAGAUGUAACCGAAUGGAACAUUGGCCGUCUCAACACCAUUCUGGACACUGUGGAGAAUGAGAGUGGGAUCAAGAUCAAGGGAGUGAACACACCAUACCUCUAUUUUGGGAUGUGGAAGAGUGCCUUUGCGUGGCACACAGAAGACAUGGAUCUGUACAGCAUCAACUACCUGCACUUUGGAGAGCCGAAGUCCUGGUAUGUUGUCCCACCAGAGCAUGGGAAAAGACUGGAACGACUUGCCAAGGGUUUUUUUCCAGGCAAUGCUCAGAGCUGUGAAGCCUUCCUGCGCCAUAAGAUGACUUUAAUUUCCCCGUCAAUCCUGAAAAAAUAUGGCAUACCAUUUGAGAAGGUCACUCAGGAGGCUGGCCAGUUCAUUGUGACGUUCCCAUUUGGCUAUCAUGCUGGUUUCAACCAUGGUUUCAACUGUGCUGAGUCGACCAACUUUGCCACCCAGCGAUGGAUUGAUUACGGCAAACAGGCAACGCUGUGUUCUUGCCGUCAGGACAUGGUGAAGAUCUCCAUGGAUGUGUUUGUACGCAGGUUUCAGCCUGACCGUUACAAGCUGUGGAAAGCAGGGAAAGACAACACUCCUAUCGACCACUCCAAACCCACACCAGAGGCUGCUGAGUUUUUAAAAGAAGACAAGACAGAAACUUCAAAAGAGAGUGCCACUGAAGCUGGAUCUGAGGACCCCACUACUCCUGUCCAGGAGGACAAAAGUCCAAAGCCUCAGGCUGGGACAAAGCGUCAGCUUGAAGCUAUUGAAGCCUCAGAGGACAUCAAACCUGAGCUGACACUGAAGGAGGAGGUGGAGCCACAGAGGGCCAAGCUGUCACGCAAGGAGUCUCCGACUAAAGUCCCUGCCAGGCCAGAUAAAGUCAAGCCCGAGCCUAAGAAGGGGAAAGACUCCAAGCCGCAGACUAAACCUCAGUCCAAAGCCAGCACUAAGAAAACUUCAAACAGACGAAGUCCAUCAAAAAAAGAGAAGAACGGAAUGUUGGAUGCAGACGUCUGUCCUCCUGAGCCUGUUGAGAGCCAGGUGGUGGCUCUGUGCUCUGAGGAGGCAGGCAGCAGUGAGGAGCCUCAGCUGGGCAGCAGCUGCAGUGCGCCACACAAGCUGUUUCAGAGGACGCUGAGCCCCGCAGACGUCCUGCACGUUCACAGCUAUGCCAAAGGAGACUACGGAGAUGGAGAAGCCCCGCCCAAGGAGGACAAAAAGAGUGAAGGCAGUGACAAUGAGACAGAGAAAGACAACAGCCAUGUUAGCAAAGCACAGGUGACAGAAGAGGAGGCUAGAGAUGGGGAGCCAGAGAGUGAUCUAGGGCAGCUGCCAGGCCACCAUCCACUCAUAAAGGACGGCAUGAGUGAUGAAGAGGCUCCACAGGAGGCCCCCCCAGUAGAAGAAGGUGGUCUGGAAGGGGAGAGCUGGGCUAAACCUCUGGCUCACCUGUGGCAGAGCAGACCUCCCAACCUGAAGAAAGAGAGGGAGUACAACCAGCGCAUGGGUUCCAAACCUCCAUAUUGCUCCAUCUGCAUGCUGUUCCGCACAUACCAGCAGACUGAAUGUGCAAACAGCGUCGACAGUCCUGUCAUGGUGGCUGGUGGGCGGAUGCGGACCAAACCUCUGAUCCCAGAGAUGUGUUUCACCACCACCACAGAGGAGGACUCUGAGUGUGAGGAGCAGCCUGUCACACCUCAUCUAGAGGAAGAUGGAACCAGCCUCCUCAUCAGCUGCUCUCAGUGCAGCGUCCGCUUUCACACCAGCUGUUACGGUGUGGAUCCAGCCAGUGUGAGCAAGGACUGGAAAUGUGCGCGCUGCAAGGCCAACGCCAUGACUGAGAAUUGCUGUUUGUGUUCGCUGAGGGGCGGAGCCUUGCAGAGAGCCAACAACAACAAGUGGGUACAUGUGCUGUGUGCAGUGGCUGUGCUGGAAGCACGCUUUGUCAACAUCACUGAAAGGAGUCCUGUGGAUUUAAGUGGAAUCCCUUUGCAGAGAUUUAAACUGAAAUGUUACUACUGUAAGAAGCGAAUGAAGAAGGCAUCUGGUUGCUGUGUGCAGUGCUCUCAUGGUCGCUGUCCCACUGCCUACCACCCUACCUGUGCCCAAGCUGCUGGAGUACUCAUGCAGCCGGAUGAAUGGCCCUUUGUGGUCCAUGUUACGUGCUGUCGUCACAAAGGCCCCGCUCAGAUUGAGCGCAAUAAAGCAGCCAUGCAUGAGCUGACUGUGGGACAGAAGGUGAUAUGCAAGCACAAGAAUGGUCGCUACUACCAGUGUGACGUGGUGCAGCUGUCUAAAGAAACGUUCUACGAAGUCAACUUUGAUGAUGGUUCCUUCAGUGACAAUCUCUUCCCCGAAGACAUCGUGACAAAGGGGGAAAGACUAAGAGAGGGGGUGGAUUCGACCACCCAGAUCCGGUUCAAGAUGGCAGUUCAGACCAUCUCAUUUCAGGAUCAAGAUGGCGGAAAAUCACUCUCCCCUGAACUACAAAAAAAUUGGAGACUCACUCUAAUGCUAACCUGCUGUGGAUCACAGAGCAGAGACUGUGCUCAGCUUGGACCCCCGCCGCAGGGUGAAGUGGUUCAGGUGCGAUGGACAGACGGCCUGGUGUAUGGGGCCAAAUUUGUGGCAGCUCAUGCCAUCCACAUGUACCUGGUGGAAUUUGAGGAUGGGUCGCAGCUAACUGCCAAAAGAGACGAUGUCUAUGCUUUGGAUGAGGAACUUCCAAAGAGAGUCAAAUCCAGACUGUCUAAAGCAUCAGACAUGAGAUUUGACGGGAUCUUUGAAGAGAAGGAGAUCAUCAAGGAGUCAAAGAGACAGAGAGUGAUCAACUCCCGUUACAGGGGGGACUACAUAGAGCCUGUGAUUUACAGAGCCAUCAUGGAGUAACCCUCACUGCUGUCUGCUCGCCCAUACACCACCAGCACUGACAGACUGAACUGUGCUCACUGUACCUUAAAUUAGCAGCUAGCCACUGAGAGAGUGGAGCUCCAGAUGACUUCCUUCAGGACCACUUUGGACUGUUAUCUAUUUUUUACUUCUCAUUCAUUCAUCUUUGUCAAGUCAGAGAUCGUUCUAUUUGCUUUGUUAGACUUUGAUCAAGGAAACAGCAGUAUUUUGUAUUAGAGUUUUACCACAGGACUCCACACCGUACAGUAGGCUGACGUCCAGCCCUCGCAGUACAUACCUGUAGGAAGCAAUAUAAAAAUGGCAUUUGUUCAAUAAAGUAGCAUUUUGACAGUAUAUAAAGAAGACCGGAGUUCAACUUUAAGCUACAGUAAUGUAAAAUGAAUUGUUUUUUAGUAAACAUUUCACUUUCUGCCACUUGAGUGUUUACCUAAGUUUAAACGAUAACAUUAGCGUCAUUUCAUUUCUUUCCUGAUGCCAUUAGUGCCUAUGAUACGGAACCUAACAGUUAGCUCAAAAGUUCAUCCUCAUAUUUAACUUUGUGAACGAUAACAUUGUGCCCUCAAAUGGCUGAGUUCAUUCUUUCAAACGAACAGCCUUCUUGCAAUUAUUCAUUUAGUUCUUGUCUUCUCAACAAAAUUUCAUUUUAUAAUUCUGUUGUGUUCCCAAAUGAUGCAUUUGUGGGAUAUUGUGUGCCGGAAUUAUCCUAAAUGUUUUGGGCUGCAACAAGCAAUUUUUUAAUAAUUAAUCUGCCACUAAUAUAUAACAGUUUGUCUAUACAGUGUCAGAAAUUUGCGAAAAAUGCUCAUCACAAUUUCCCUGAGCUCAAACUGACAUACUCAAGUUUUUCCCCCAGCAUCAAUAUUUAGUUUUUAUUCAGUUUAGAAUAAUAUUAAAAGAAGCACAAUCUAAUGUUAGCUCGCCAUGCUGAAUUGGCUACAUGGUUUCUUUUGCUCUUCCUCCUGGGCUUUGCGCAUCUACUUGCGACACAUGGACAUAGAUGAUUUAUGCAGUCAAAGAAAGACGUUUCCUAUUAAAUUACAUUUGAAAAUAAUCAAAUCAACAUGAGGCCUGUCUCAACAGAGUGAAAAACGUCCUGUAUCCAACCAGAAAGGUGCGGAAUGGGUCAGGUAGCAGAGUUUUAGGCUUCAUCAGCUCCAUUUACUUGCUGUAUGUAAUUGGCUUUACGAACCAUUUAAUGACACACAUCACUGAAAAAAGUGUUUUUGCUAACAUGAGUUAGAAAACCAUUGGCCUGGCUAGACUAUUUACAGGCUUAAAUCAGAAAUUAAAAUUGAACUGGUAAUAUCCUUUCAUUAAAGGAAUACUUCACCCAGACAGUUUGUAUCAGUUAGCUACUUGCCUCUAAUAGCCUGGAAUGAUGACAGAAUGUUUGAACUUAGGGUCCUUCAUGAAAAACAGACGUGGCAGCCAUUUCUUGCAGCGAUGAAGUUACAGAUAGAUUACAGCAAACACACACACAGACAAAAACACCUCAAGUACUGGCUAUAGCUUGACGUUUUGCUAUACUAGUGCAAGUACAGUUCCUGAGUUUCUGUACUUUUUUGAUACCGUAAUAAUUUUGAAGACUUGCAGAUUUGUGCCCUUUUUGGGUGAAACAAUAGAAGUUUAAAUUUUGUCUAAACACAAGUAGCUGCACAUGAACUUCACAUCACCUAAUAUUGGCAAAAUAUUCAGUUGUAAUCAGGAACUAUCUAAUCAUAGAGUUAGGUAAACAAGAUUACAAAUCUGACCAGCUUUUUGGUACCUUGCAUCUUUCACAGCUCAAUGCUACAGACACAUUUUGGUUACAGUCCGAAUAUUUGAGAGUUUAGAAAAUUCAGGGUUUUUUUAAACAAACAUUUCUGAUAAGGCCAGGGCAUUCAUUUGUGACCUUAUAAAAGUAGUUUGAUGGAAUAGUCUUGUCUCAAAGGUCCACUUACUAGCUUUUGUUGGGGCUUUCAACUGCAAUUUGAAGCUCUAUAAAGACGUGCAAGUGGUCUUUGAGUUGAGAUUAUUCUGCUGGACAUAAAUUUGAUAUUUUAAAAAAGUGUGACCAAGGCAUGUACUGAGCUGACAUUGACAUUUUACAGUGUAAAAAUAAAUUUAGGUUUGAUACAAUGUGCAAUUUCUUUCAUUUUUGGAUGUUUUUACUGAGCAAUUUUUCAUAUUGUUGUGAUGUUUGGAUCUCCGGACAACUUUAGUAUGUCAAGAAACUGCUUGCCAAGACCUAUUCCCUCUAAGCAUUCCAGACUACAUGGUUGUAAAAUAUGGAGACAAAAAUAAUAAGGAUGAAGUAUUUCUUUAAGUGGGAGCAAUGCCGUUUAAACCAUUGAUUACGCUUUCUCUUUAAGUGUAACUAUGAAUUGCAUUCCUUUACAUUUAAUGUAGAGCAAGUGAAUACACCUUUUACAUGUUGACUUGUUUUUACAAACCUAUUUUUUAAGGUGCUUUGAGAAAGUAACAUUGCAUUACACGUGAGUCUACAGUAAUACUGCAGAGGCUGAGGUUGAUGAUGGUAUGUUCUAUUUUUUUCUACAGGAUAUAGAUGCAUUUUAAAGAACCCAUUCAGAUUUUUUAUUGCGCUUUGUCUACCCAGUUUUUUUCCUCACUCUUCUACUGAAAGAUGUGCAUUGCACUUUUAUUUAAGUCCUGUUUGCAAGGACAUUUGAAUAGUGUGUGCUGCCAUUGCUAAUUUGUUUAAAUCUGUUUUAUAAUGUUAAUUGUACAUUUAUAAAAUGUUUUAUGGAUUGUGCGCCCUUCCCUCUUGGCCAAGCUCAUUGAUCACAUUGCACUUGCUACUGGGACAUGGUGGCCUUCAGAUGUCAUCAUUUGCCUGUGAACUUCUUGUUGUGGUGUGAGACUGCAGACAGAGGAACGCUACGCUAGUGUUCUAGUUAGUUGUUGCCAAUUGAAAUGCCCUUUCAUCAGUCCAGUGAAGAAUGAAUUCAUUUUAUUCAUGAAGUAUCAACAGAGUUGUACAUGGGGAGGGGGGGAUUUUCUAUUCUAUUUUAUUGCGUUGUUUUGUUAAACAUGUUCUAUGUGUAUUUUCACAAAAAUCUGUGAAAUGUAAAUGUCAUGUAGUCUAUUUUAAGAUGUUACCUGUUGACGCAGGAGAUGAGCUGUAUGUUCUUGUUGUCUCCUGAAAUUACUGAACUUCCAGAUUAUCACUCAAGCAUUUUGUAAAAUUUGUUUCAGUAAACACAUUUGCUUGAG